AUGGGGGACCUGGCGCCGCCCAUGGAAGGCCAGACGUUGCCUAUGGCCAUGCCGACGUCAUCUCUUCACUUCUUUGCCCUUCGGCUCCGGAUCAAAGCAUUAUCAAAGGGGUCCCCAUCACUAGACUCGCAAAGGGAAGCCUGGACCACGCCCAGAGUGUCAUCUGGCAUGCAGCUGGCGCCGCUUGUCUCCCUUGGGGCGCCUCUUUAUAGUCGAGUCACGUUUGGGACGUCACCUCCUCCACUACCAUCAACCGAGAUCUUAUCUCCAGCGCCUUGGGCGCUACUCCCUGCACCAUGGGCACCGGCCAUUAUGCUACAAGGGUUUCUCGAGGCCUCUUUCCUCACGCAUGUCACACCAAAAAUUCCAAAGGACUUCUUGCCCUCCUCUCUCUUCAUCGAGGUUUGGUCAUCUCCAACUGUGAGCCCACCAGAAUGGGUGCCACCACAUUAUGCCUCCACCAUGGGCGCCACCUAUGAGACCAAG
This is a messenger RNA of Ilex paraguariensis (yerba mate), 486 nucleotides long. NCBI's taxonomy places the organism in Eukaryota, Viridiplantae, Streptophyta, Magnoliopsida, Aquifoliales, Aquifoliaceae. The record is from the annotation of a GenBank genome assembly.